Messenger RNA from Durusdinium trenchii, 990 nucleotides. The record is from the annotation of a GenBank genome assembly. NCBI's taxonomy places the organism in Eukaryota, Dinophyceae, Suessiales, Symbiodiniaceae.
AUGUCUAUAGGUGUGCGUCAUGUGCCCCCCAAGGCUUUAUUUGCCAACUUGCAGCAGCUGAAGACCUACAGCCAGGGCCAUAGUGGUACAGCCAGGGCCAAAAGAUACCAAAAGGGUGAGGAGACUGGCCAACUCAGUGGAGGGUUGAGGGUGCUGAGCAUUUGUUCUGAGUCGCCGCAGUGCCAAGGUGGCGACGUGUCAGAGCUUUGUUUGAACUUUGUCGCCACGGAUGGCGAAGGCAAGGAGGUGCCCUUGCUACCCAAUGGUCAAGAGAUGCCAGUGACCGUGGAGAACCGAGAGCUCCACCAGGCAUCCGCCGCCUUCCUCGCGGGUUUCCGGAGCCUCAUCGAUGAGAAGUGGCUCUCCAUGCUCAGUGAGCAUGAGCUACAGCAGGUCAUCAGUGGCUCCAGCGGAGGGUCGUUGGAUGUGGAUGACUUGCAGCGUCACACGGAGCUCUCCAACUGCAGCGGUCACCGAGAUCGCAUGGUGAAGGAUUUCUUCACAGCCCUGCGUGCCAUGAAGCCAGAGCAUCAAGUCUUUGGAGCAACUUCUGAGGCAGAGUUGACCAGCACAAAUCCCUUGACAUCCGUGGAUGUGAAACUCUUGCGUUUCGUGACCUCGUGUUCUCGUGCGCCCUUGCUGGGUUUUUCACAUCUCCAGCCGCCCUUCACGCUGCACAAGGUGCACAUCCGCAGCGACUCGGAAAAGUUGCCGACGGCCUCAACGUGGAAAGUCAUGAAGGAGAAAUUGGAGUUUGUGAUUGUUCAGGUCUUGGUGGCUGCCCUCGAAUUGGCGGGCGUUGCGCAGGAGGAAGAUGCAGCCACCUACCGCGCAGCCUACGAGGAGGCCAAGGAAGCAGGCGUCGAUGAGAGGAAGCUGUCCGAGGCAGAGGACCGGGACCGGCCGAAGACGUCCACGGAGCUUAGCCGCGGCAAUGGUAUGUUAGGUGUUUUCAAGUGGGCUUGGUGCUUUCAAGUGAUGGUGGGUUGA